AUGAUUGAGGGCUUGAAGUGGGCCAACCAUGGACGCCGCAAGGAGGAAGCUGAUCGCCACGUCAGAAUGGUUCAAGACUACAUAAAGGCAGUCAAGAAAAUCAACCCUCAAGCUAGCGACAAGUGGGUGAUAACCAAGCCAACCAAAGCGGUCAGACCGCCAGCCAAAAUCGGCAGCUGGGGGGAGCUCGAUACCAAGGAGAGCUACAAGGCAAUGAAAAUCUCGAAAGAUGGACGGGCUGCUAUUAAGGAGCUCAACAAGACCUACGUCAAGGACUACAGAAAUGAUGGUUCAGAAGAAUCCCAUGCAAGGGUCAUCGCGUACACAAAGAAUGUCCGGGAUCAGCUCAUCGCAGCAACACGGCCGCCUUGCACCGGCAGUUGCGGCAUUUGUCACCCAAGCAAUGCUCUGUAA
Molecule: messenger RNA, 414 nt
Organism: Verticillium alfalfae VaMs.102
Lineage: Eukaryota; Fungi; Ascomycota; Sordariomycetes; Glomerellales; Plectosphaerellaceae
Exons: 2
Coding region: 1-414 (137 amino acids)
Source: RefSeq, a predicted model, not a curated record